CUCCGCUCCAAACUAUAUCGCCGGCACACAACUCUCAACAUUUUAUACACCUCGUUGGCCAGCAACCACACCAAGAAUAACAACGAACAGCACAACACAAGCCAUCUCCACACGCUGGCACAAUCGGCCCUGCUAUCGGACCAUUCCCCUCUUCCAAGCCAUCCUCAUGACAACGUUCUUUGUCCUUUCUCUACACGCAUGCACCCAAGAACAAGCUUGAAGUCGAAAAUGCAGUUUCGACCAGCGCACUGUGACCAAAAUGCUACAAGCAGGAGCGUGUAGCUAGAUGCGGACCAUUGGUUUGCGAAGUAUAUGGUCGCCCCUAUAAACAUUGCUUCGCUGACUGCGUGCAGACAUUGCCCCCCUGCUAGCUCCAAGCUCUUGACACUUGAUGGGGCGGCUAUCGACGUGGCUCUCUGGAUUGUGGGCGGGUUGUACGGAACGCCUAGGUGCGCUGAAGGUUGUAGUCACAAUUGGAUGUGCUCGGGGUGUGACUCAAUAAGGAAAGAUACCCACGGGACCGCAGUGCCUCUACGUGCACGCAGGAACGUCGCGCUUCAAAUGCUUACGUAGCCGACUCAGGAAGGGGACAGCCGCGUUUUCAAGGUACCUUGGGUGUACGUUGAAGCAGGAAAGGAGUGGACGGGUCGGGUCCUCUGUGUACCUGCAUGGGUUACAGCCGGUAAGUGAGAAAGAGGCAUAAAGGCGUCUUUGUUCGACACUGCCGGAGUAUAUUACUCAAUCAGGCAAGAAGCGGGAGGGGGAAAGGGCGACGAUACAAGGGCGACAGUGUUCGACGUUCCUGCCCAAAUGCCGACUUCGGUAUUCGGAUUGACGUAACUCACGAUGA
This is a messenger RNA of Paraphaeosphaeria sporulosa, 850 nucleotides long. RefSeq lists its product as uncharacterized. The transcript has a single exon. The record is from RefSeq and is a predicted model, not a curated record. NCBI's taxonomy places the organism in Eukaryota, Fungi, Ascomycota, Dothideomycetes, Pleosporales, Didymosphaeriaceae. Bases 313 to 573 code for a protein of 86 amino acids.